Messenger RNA from Balearica regulorum gibbericeps (East African grey crowned-crane), 642 nucleotides. It is a transcript of the gene DDX28, whose product is annotated as DEAD-box helicase 28. Gene Ontology annotation, molecular function: RNA helicase activity; ATP binding; nucleic acid binding. NCBI's taxonomy places the organism in Eukaryota, Metazoa, Chordata, Aves, Gruiformes, Gruidae. The record is from RefSeq and is a predicted model, not a curated record.
AGGACCCAGGUGGUGGUGGUCGGAGCCACUUUCCCUGCGGGGCUGAGUCAGACGCUGGGGAAGUUCACUGAUGUGAGCCGGUUUGUCACCCUCACCACCCAGAGCUUGCACCGCCUGCCACCCCAUGUCCAGCAGAAAUUUGUCCGCCUCAAAGGCCAGGACAAGCUGCCUGAACUGCUGCAGCUACUCAAGGAUCACCCAGCAUCUGGUGGGACUGUUCUCAUCUUCUGCAACAGUGCCAGCACUGUCAACUGGCUGGGCUAUAUCCUGGAUGACCACAAAAUCAAGCAUCUGAGGUUACAAGGACAGAUGUCAGCAGCUGCUAGAGCUGGCAUCUUUGCCUCCUUCCAGAAGGGUGAUGUGUCUGUCCUUGUCUGCACUGACCUUGCCUCGCGGGGGCUGGACACCAGCAGCGUGCAGCUAGUGGUCAACUAUGACUUCCCAGGCACCCUGCAGGACUACCUGCACCGCGUGGGACGAGUUGGGCGGGUUGGAAGCAAGGCACCUGGAGCUGUGGUUAGUUUUGUCACCCAUCGGUGGGAUGUGGACCUGGUGCGGAAAAUAGAAACUGCAGCCCGGAAAAGGACAGGUCUCCCAGGCAUGGACUCCACUAUUAGUAAGCCUCCACCUAAAGGAGCUUGA